AUGGCCGACUUCGUAGAACAGAAGCUGGUGGCCAAGGUGCCGCCGCCCGCUUUCAGCGACAUCGCGAAGGCCUCCAACGACCUCAUCAACAAGGACUUCUACCACGCUGCUGCAGCUGCUCUUGAGGUCAAGCUGAAGGCUCCCAACGGUGUCAACUUCACCGCCAAGGGCACGUCGGCGCAUGAUGGACCCGUCACCUCCUCACUCGAGGGCAAGAAGGCGCUCUCCAACGGCAUCAGCAUCACCCAGUCGUGGAACACUGCCAACCUGCUGGCUACCAAGGUUGAGCUGAAUGACACCUUCGCCAACGGCCUGAAGGCGGAGGUUCUCUCCAACUUCAACCCGGCUGCUGGCAACAAGGGCCAGAAGCUCAACCUCUACUUCAAGCAGCCCAACUUCCACACCCGCGUCUUCGCCGAUCUUCAGGCCAGCGGCGCCGUCAGCGCCAUUGCUGAUGCCGUCCUGAGCCACGAGGGCUUCCUUGUUGGUGGUGAAGUCGGAUACGAUGUGCAGAAGGCUGCCGUCACCAAAUACUCCGCCGCCGUGGGCUAUACGACCCCGGCCUACAACGCCGCCAUCACCGCUACCAACUCCCUCUCCGUCUUCAGCGCUGCGUACUAUCAGAAAGUGAACUCAGCCGUUGAGGCUGGCGCUAGGGCUACCUGGGACUCGAAGCAGGGCAACACUGUUGGCCUUGAGCUCGCUGCCAAGUACAAGAUCGACCCUGCGUCUUUCGCUAAGGCCAAGAUCAACAACCUCGGCAUUGCGUCCCUCGCCUACAACACGAAGGUCAACAGCGGUCUGACCUUUGGCGUUGGCGGCUCCUUCGAUACCCAGAAGCUGAACGAGGCCGGUCACAAGCUCGGCACCAGCUUCACGUUUGAGGGUUAA
Messenger RNA from Trematosphaeria pertusa, 891 nucleotides. RefSeq lists its product as uncharacterized. The record is from RefSeq and is a predicted model, not a curated record. Gene Ontology annotation, molecular function: voltage-gated monoatomic anion channel activity. Gene Ontology annotation, cellular component: mitochondrial outer membrane. The transcript has 6 exons. Bases 1 to 891 code for a protein of 296 amino acids. Gene Ontology annotation, biological process: monoatomic anion transmembrane transport. NCBI's taxonomy places the organism in Eukaryota, Fungi, Ascomycota, Dothideomycetes, Pleosporales, Trematosphaeriaceae.